Molecule: messenger RNA, 9178 nt
Organism: Klebsormidium nitens
Lineage: Eukaryota; Viridiplantae; Streptophyta; Klebsormidiophyceae; Klebsormidiales; Klebsormidiaceae
Source: the annotation of a GenBank genome assembly
GCGAAAGGGACCGUCAACUGUGCCAGAGAACAGUUGUCUCAAUGUCCAGGACUGCAUUCCGGAAGCUUUGGGCCCAACUGUACCAGCCAGGAAGCUGGGAGGUGUUCUCAGGCAAAGCAACACUCAACUGAUUCUUUGAAAGGGGCAGCUGGGGCUCUGAUGCCUCACUCAGGGAGUGUGGUGCAAGGAAGGGAAGCCUGUGAAGGGACAGAGGAGGAGAGCGUGUCUGCAGUGUCCGGAGCAGCCAAAGGAUCCCCCUUUCCAAUGGCAGGGCUGGCCGCCUUUGUUGCUUUGCGGCUGCUCGACGGUCCUACACAAGAGUCUGGCGGUGACGAGGAGACUGGCGGGGUGCUGGAGCGGGGAGCGGAGUGCGAGCAUCAACCCGGGAAAGUGCAAGCCGUGCUGCAGGAGACGGCCCUUCGGACGCCCAAGACUUCCACCCUAGCGGAAGGACUGCCUGAAGAGGCGCAGCUGCUCCAAAAUGGGCCAGCAGUCGGAGACGGGAGAGCGGAAGGAGGAACAGAGGGAGAGGAAGGAGAAGGCGGAAGAAGUCAAGAGCCUGCGGAGGAAGAGAGCCGGGGGAAGCACCCAAUUAAGUCUGAUCUACCCUGCGAGAUUGGAGCUGAUGCGCCAAGCCAGGGCGUUUUGAGCGAGCAAUGGAGGGUGCCGUUCUCUCAGAGACUCACUCAAGCGGAAGCUGGGGAAAGCUGGGAUCUUGGACGGGGCGAGUACUCGGAAAAAGCGGUUUUAGCUGGAGAGCGGCAAAAAGGAGGCGUUGCGGCUGCGGCAGUUGCAAAGGAGAGCAAAGCAGUGGGAGCUGGAGCAGGUAUGGGAGCUGUGCGGAUGGCGGAAUGCUGCAAGAUGACGCUGACACUGGAACUGAGCGAGCGGAAUCAAGCGGGGGGCGGGGAAGCUGAGAACGACGGAGUGAUGUCAGAGGGGGGAGGUCACUUGACGGGCGACGGCAGGGCUGGCGGCCCGGAGAAGUCAAAGUCUUGUGGUGAGACGAUGCAGGUCGGGUUCGACCUGGGUUUGGACCUACGGAUGUCGCUGGUGGAGACGCAGGACCGCGCUGCGAGCCCGCCUGCUCUGGAAGAAGAGGAAAACGCAGAGGGUGGGGGAACUGGGAUGGAAGGCUGUUGUCGGGCCAACGCAGACGGAGAUGUGGGAGGGCAGCCUUGUCAACGGGAUGCGGGACGGGACAGCAAGGAACUUUCUGGCCCUCUGGAGCAGCCUUUCGGGGUGCGCUUGGGAACUGCAAACGAAAACGGCCCACCCCUUCCUGAACGGGCCCCCGAUGGUCAGGUCUUGCCAGGCAAUGAUUCUUCCCCAAGGCCACUACCCGAGGCCGCUGAUGUCACCGUUGCUGCCACUCCUGAGCCCGUCGAGGGCGAGCAGACGCCCAUCCGCUGUUCGAAUCAAGAGGGGAAAGUCAUUGAGGGGGGGAGUGCUUUGGCAGGAGGGGAAGAUUUAGAAGGGGGAGUGGAGCCUGGCCCGAUCACGAGCGCCCGGCGAGCGGUGGGCAUGGCAGUGACGUCAUCCGAGGUCAUGCUGAUCGAGCGCUUCCUGGCGGGGGAAGACCUUUCUGGGACCGGAGAAAAGAAUCCGUUCCAGCUCGCUUACGUUGGUGGGGUGAAGAUAAGGUUGAAGCGGCGGUCCCUGGGGCUGGAUGAGUUUCGGCUUGGGGGGGUGGCGUCUGAGACAGAAACGGAGGGGGAAGAGGAUUUGUUGGCGGACUUGCAGACGCAGGCGGCUGCGGAGGGGACUGGAGAGGGGGUGGGUGAGCAAGGGGGGGUUGGGCAAGAAAGCGGGGCUGGGGAACAGACAGAGGAGGCCACCACAGGGGAAGUAGAUGAGCGGGGGGGUGUUCUGCGGGAAAGCCGAGAAGAGGGAGCAGAGGAAAGGGGGGGAGAAGAGGAAGGGGGGGGUGGCUGUUUGAAAGAAGCUGCAGGGAAAGGGGACGAAGGCAUCUCGGAGAGGGGCGAAGGGGUGUGCAGAAAUGGUGUUGAUGGUGCGGAGGGAAGCGAAAGAGGGGGUCCAAGAAGUAGGGAAGUCCAAGGGGUGAAACUUGAAGCUGGAGUUUCGGGAAGAGGUGUAAUAGUCGGUCAGGGGGAGGAGACUGCAAAACGGAGCUUGGACUUGGGAUCACCAGAGCGGCGAGAAAACAAGUCAAGUUCAGGGGUCGAGAGAGGCGCCGGGGGUGUGGAAGAUAGCCCAAAGACGAUGGAGGGAUGUCCGAAAACGGACGGCCCAAGUGGGCAGGAGGAACUGGAUACGCAAGUGGGCCUUGCAACGCAGAAGGCGCUCGCACGAGCACGCGCCAUGCUCAGGGGCUGGACAGGGCCCGCAGCAGCCUCCCCUCAGCCGCCAACAGACACCGCCCCUGUUCCUCCACCACUCGACACGCAGACUGUCGCCGCAAACACCUGCCCGGGGAUCCCUCCCGACCACGAAACCCGGGGCCAGGAAGAGAGGACCACAGAGGUGGGAAAGUACUCGGAACAGUCCCACGAGUUGGUGGGAUCUGCGGGCCACGUGGCAGAAGAGGAGCUUCGGUUCUCGUGCGGGGGGCCGGAGACGCAGCUUGCGUUGGCAAGGGGGCGUGCUGUGGUGAGAAAGUGGGCCCCCGGACUUGUGUCUCCAGUGUCUUGCAAGGGGGCGGGGGCGGAGAGGAACGAAGAGGGGGUUGAGGGGGCGAGCGAAGACGUGGCUGCGAGACAGGAGCAGAACGAAGAGGGAGGGGGGGCUCCUGAGGAAACAAGUAGGAGGCAGGGGGACGGAAGCGGUGAUCCUGCUGCUAACGAGAGCGAGACGCGAUUGAGGGAGGAAGGCGAAAGGGGGGAUCAAAAGGUGGGACAUCCGGCAGGGAAGAGGGCGCAACUAGAGGCGCGAGAGGAUCCUGGGCCGGCAAGGGAUGAGCUGGGGAAAGCCGAAGAAACUGAGCAGCAGAGCGGUUUGGCAAAAGGGAGACCGGUCGAGACACUGGAGUGUCUGGAUGGUGCGCACGAGAAAGGGGUUUCUAGUGCUGUAGAGGAAGUGUUGAACCAAGCAAGAGAGGAAGCAGCAGAAGGGUCGGCAGAUUGCGUCUCGCGGGAAGCGAAGGGCUCAGCAGUGGCAGACCGAAAGGUUGACCUUGCAGAAAUACCAAACGCGGAAGGUUCUGAGUCGGUCGUCCGACAGGACAUGCCGGACGCGUCAGAGGUUGUUCGGGGCGACGAAAUGCACGAUCCGCAGCCGCUUCCUGCCGUGGGCGGAGACCUGCCGGAUGGUCACGUGGCGCUGACGUCAGCAUCGCGGGCGGAGCCUCCGCAACAGGGGGGGUCAAUUGUAGGGAACGGUCAGACGGAGGAGGCGGAGGCGAAGCUUUUGGAGGCAGAGGGGGAAAGGGGGGAUCCGCAGACGGCAGGGACCCCCCCAGAUGGCCUGGGAUUUACGACCCCGCCUGCGAUACUCGGCCCGUUCUGGGCUCCUGAGGGGGGGUUUCCCCUGGGCAGCACGGCGCCCCCCAGUUCGCGGAAGCGGCCCUGCCCGUCGUGGCGGGUGUCUGAAACGCAGAACCCGGACGAGACCCCCGUCCGCAACGGCGCGGCAGGCGAACGCGUGGAAUCGGCGGGUUCGCCGGAGGAGGAUGUUGCGGGUUCGCGAGAAGGGGGGACCGCAGGUAACGAGGGGUUUGCGCAAUUAGGCGCGGGGGUUGUUGAUGGUUUGCGGACGGGAUCAGGAUCGGGUUUAGAGGGUUUGGCGGCAUCGAACGCUGACGGAGUAGGGGCGGGUGUUGCUGCGGAAGAGGGUGUAAUCGGGCGUCCAAAAGAAGCAACGAAGCCGUACGAAAGCAAAGCGGCGGCGGACAAGAAUGGCUGGCGUCAGAAGGUGACGGAAGCGCGGGCGCCGCCAGAGGGUAUGAGGGGUCCCGGACAAACGGCACCGAAACGUGGGGAGGGCUGUCCGGAACCUUUGGGGGAUCCCCCAGCGGGCAAGGUGCAGAGAAACGAGGGGGUGGCCGGGCCCCAGCCAGGGACAAAUGAAAAGGCGCCACGUGGCAGUCCGAAAGGCGCCGGUUGGACGCAGUGUCUGGAAUACUUUCAGCAGCAGGUGGAGAUGGGGAGGGUGUGUACGCUGCCGGCGUACUCUCCGGGGGGGUGCGAUCCGGGGGCAAAAACGGGGGGUGUCGCGGGGUGGGCAGAAAGUGAGCCUAGCCCUGGGAAGCAUGCACAAAAGAGAAAGGCAAAAGUGACAGCUGGCGGGGCCAAAAAGAGUGGAGAGGGUUUGGUAACGGGGGGCCAGAAGAGCCGGCCAGAGCCUGGAAGGGUUGAGGAAAAGGAGUGCUUUCAAGGGGUGGGCUGCGGAUUGGGAGGAAGAUAUGAGGAGACGGGAAGCAUGACGGUUGAUGAUGACGCUGCAGGGGGCUGGCGGGAGGCAGUGCGGGCUCAAGAAAAGCGUGCGGCAGAGGGUGUUUCUGCCUUAGAGAAGAAAGAGACCAGGGCGGACGGGUGCAGAGAAGAAAAGGCGGGGGUAAAACAAGCACCGUCGAGUCCCCCCCAGCGCGAAGCCUCCUCUCCGGGGGGGCACGGCGUCCAGCGGAGCUGCAGCCAGAGCGGGACCCCCUGGCCCGAGAUCUGUUCCGUGAUCGGCUCAGAAGAGCUGCCGCUGUUCAAACCGAAGCCGCGAGUCGUGUACUCUGCCGCGCACAAGCCGGCGGCCGAGGGGGGGUCUGCGCAAGAUAAGGAAGAAGGGGGGGGAGGCGGGGAGAGAAAGUUUGUGGAGGUGGAGACGCAAGAGUCGGUGGGCGUGCUGAUCUGGCAGCGGAGGACCGGUGUGAAAAGGGCGCGCACGUUCGUGAUCGAUUCGACGUCAGAAGGGCGGGAAGCGGAGCGGGGAGGCAUUCACAACGCGGGAGAAGAGGCUGUCCCAGGGGAAGGUGCACCUUGUGGGAAUGGAGCGAGGAAGAGGUUGAGGAAGAUUGGAGGUGGAGUGCUGGAUGAUAUCGAGGAGGAGGCCACGUGGCACCGUGUGGAGCCGGCCACGUGGCACGAGGUCGAAGAGCGGAAAGGUGGAGGAGGGACGAAAGGAAUCGAGGCGAUUGCGAGCCGGUGGCUUGGAGGCUGGACGCCUGCGGCGGCUCCCGCUGUCAAACACGUGGCGGACCUCCCUUCAACCCCGCCCCAGACGCCCCCUCGGGAGUCUCCACCGACCGCAACGCAACAGAGCGCCCAGCACGAGAAAAGCGGAAAACUAGACCGGGACGAACCCCCAGAAGCCCGCCAGCCGGCGUGGAAGAGGGACGGGUUCGUCGAGUCGCUCUCGCAGCCGAGCCAAGCCGACUUUCCCCCUUGCGCUUCUGACGAGAUUCCCGGGGAUAAGCCCUCGAGUGCGGAACUCAAAAGCGCUGCGGCGCCGUCAAACCCUCCGCGACCCUCUGAUCCCGCAAAACCUUCAAACCCUGCAAACCCUGCAAACCCUGCCAAAACCCUAAACCCGGAGAGGCCUGCCGAGGCUGGCCCCAAGGCUCCCGAGCUGGUGCUUGAGGAGUCCCCGGUUGGAGAGUCUCCAGAAAUGGAGCCGGUCAAGGCGGAUGAGGUUAGGCGGAGUCCCCGGAAGAAAGGGCAGGAGGGGCGACCGGGGGAAGCAAUGGCAGGCGGUUGGAGGAACCGGGAAAAGCACGUGGGCGGUCGGAAGGAGGCGGGGGGCGGUCGGAGGGAAACUCCGGGCGGUCGAAAAGACAUCGUGGGCGGUCGGAAAGAGUUCGCGGGCGGUCGGAAGGAUGUUGUGGGCGGUUCAAGAGAGCCUCCGGGCAUCCCAGAAGUGGACAAAAGGUUUCGGGGGGAAGGCGCCGGGGCUGGAAGGGAUUCUGGUGGCGGUCGGGAGAAGGUUUCGAACAUCUGGGCGAAUCCUUCUCGACGCCCCCUGAGCCAGGCGCAAAAGGGCCGCGUCACUUUUGUACGUCCGCAGAGGCACGACUUCGUCCGGAACUCCUCGCAGGCGGUCGCUGACGUGGCACGGAGGAUGCGGGAGGUCACCCAAAGAGCCGCUCGGGAAAACAGUGCUUCGGCGAAGACUCUUCGAGAGAAGCGUGCUCGAGGAAAAGAGGCGUCGGCUUCGGACGGUCGCCGGACGCGAAGCGGGCGUCCGAACAAGCGGCCAAUGGACAGCCAGUUUCUGGUGUAUGGGGAGGGGCGAGCAGCAUCGAGCCGUUGCGAGAAACAGACUGGGUCUCGAGAGACAGGCGCUGAGAAGAAUGGCUUCAGCGAGUUGCCUUUCGAGGGGACAGGGCAAACUGAGGGCAGUGAUAGUGACGACUUUGGGGAGGAACAAGCAGGGGAAGCAGGGGAUCUGCGGGGAGGAGAGAGGGGUGACGCAGGGGUGACGUCAGGGGGGCUGAAGUGGCCGGAAGACCGGAAGCGGAAGCGGCUGCCGGGGUCCCAGGAGAGUCGGGAGAAGCGCCCGAAAGGAGGGGAUGCCGAAGGAAAGGAAGGCAGGGAGAAGGGCCACGUGGCAGCAGGGAAAACGACCAGGUAUGGUCACAGGAAUCGGGAGAAAGCGGCAGGGAAAAGAAGCGCGGGAAAAGGAAAGGGAAAAGCAAGUGGGUUUUCUGGCGGGGUUGGAAAAAUGUCCGACGAUGGUGCAGCGAAAACGGAGGAAGGAGUCCCGGAAAGUGAAGGGUUUGGUCUGAGAAGGAGGAUGCGGCGCAAGUGUUUUUCCAAGUAUAAACGCGCACAGAAAGUAACGCGGAGGGAGAGUGAGAAGCCUAGCGAGAAGGCGCGGGGAGGAGUCACGACGCGUCAUGGUGCCGCGCUGACCAAGGGGCUGAGGCUCAGGAAAGGGUCGAAGGUUUUGAGGUCCAAUGCGGAGGGGACACGUGGCAAGUUGAAAAAGCGAGCAACCGCUGGUAGUAAGGCAGCGCCGGAAGGUCCAACUGAAGCAGAACGACCGGGAAGAAGGACGGCCGUCGAUACCGAGGCUGCUGAGGCAUCAGCGGAAGGGUCGGAUGACGUCAGAGGAAAGUCGGAUGACGUCAGCGGGGAUGAAGGUAAAACAGCCAGUCCGAAACGAGCCCCCGGGAGACGGGUCAGCUUCCAGGCGGUGUCUCCGGCCUCCCCCGCCCGUCGGUCCUCUGCGUUUGGGACCCAGCAGGCCGCCGCGGCGAUCUUCGAGAUGGCGGGGGCUGACGUCGUGGAUGACGUCAGCGGAUCCCCGGCUGCGAAGGGCGGGGGCGCGGCGACGCCGAGGCGGAGUCCUAGGGGGAAGAAGGUGGCGGGAAAGCCGGUGAGCGGGGAAAAGGAUUGGUCCGGCGGAGUCCGCCGGAAGGACGACGAGGAGGUGCGAGAGGGAGUGAGGAAACGAGGUGACGCUGAGCCUGACGUCAUCGACCUCCGGGGAAAUGGUGGGCGGGAAAAGAAGGCGGGGAGACGGGGGCCGAUCCUGUCGAGUUGUCGUCAGAACCCGACGAGCAGCGAGCGGGGAGCCAAGAAGAGGAAGCUGUCGGACAUCGGGACCGGCGGGGAUGCGUCCGAGGGGUGCCACAUGGCAAAGAGUGCCCGGUCCCAGAGCCCGGCUGCCAGGAAAGGAAAGCGGGUUAAGUCGGACAUCGAGCUUUCAGAGGAAGACGGCGAGCCGGUACCGAGCGGGCCGCUUUUCGCGGGCUGCCGGUUCCUGCUGACCGGGCUUGAGACGGGGCAGAAAGAGAAGCUCACCGCGCUUCUUACGCAGCAUGGCGGGCAGAUUUUUGCUGACAUCCCGGAGCCUCCUAGCAGGGGGGCAAAUCUGGGGGCGGAUCAUACCCCCAGCCCGCUGAAGCCGAGGCGGCGCCAUGCCCCGGGGCAGCCGGAGGCGACCAUCGUGAUUGCGGGCAGGCCUGUGCGGACGCCCAAAUUCUUGUACGGGUGCGCGGUUGGUUCGUGGCCGGUCCGAAGCGCGUGGGUGUCCGCUUGCGUGAAAGCGGGAACGCUGGUUUCGCGAGCGAAGUUCGAAAGCCCCCGAACGGAAACGUCCGCGAAGAAUGGCACUGAAAAGUUUGUUGAGGAAGGCAAGGCGAGCGGCGGGGGAAAGAAGAGGGGGAGUGCGGGCGUUUCCGGGCGGAACCAAGCGGAAGAGCGGAACGGAAAGGAACUAGAGCAAGGCGUCCUCGCGGGCUUGCAUUUGCACCUGCACGGGAGCGCGAGGUUCAAGAAGACGUGGGCGGAUCUGGUGCGGCACGCAGGGGGCCACGUGUGCCGGUCGCUGGAGCACGAUUGGGCGCACGCGGUGCUGCUGGAACCAGGAGUCGACGCGCCGCCGGAUCUGAAGCGCGCGGCCAGGCGGGCGAAAGUUUCGAUCAAGACCCUGGACUGGGCCGUCGACGCUCUCCUGUCGGGCAGCCGCCCGGCCGACUUUCCAAACCCGCCAAACCCCCAAACUCUCGAGCAAGCCCUCUCACCCUCGGGAGCCGCAAGGCGCGACCAAGACAGCCCCAAGCAUCCCCCAAAGAGGCGAAAGUCGAGCCUUGCUUCUAGCGACGAACUUUUACGAAAAGGCAAGGACCCGGAAGAGGCCGGCGAGCCAGAUCACGCUCCCCGAAAUGUCCGAGAGGAAACUCCGCCGGAGGGGGGAGCUGCCUGGGAGGGUUUGGGCCUGCGAGAACCCCCCCCACUGCCGCCAGACGCUCUUACGGCGCCCGGGGAGUCGGACGUCCGCCCCGCAAAGCGGACGUACUUUUCGGUGGUGACGAGCGCCGGCGAGCGGUACCGGAUCGGUGACGCGGCAGAGACUCAAGCUGACGGAAGCGCGAGCGCGCGCGUCGUCCAGCUGAUGUCACUGUGGGAGUUGCCCGGGAAUGGCGGGGAGGGGUGUAUGCGGGCCACGUGUCGGCUUUUCAUGCGCCCCCAGGAGACUGAGUUUCCAAUUGGAGGCAUGAGUGGUUUGGGGGCUAACCAAGGGUUAGCGGAAAGUGGUUUGCAGGAGGUGUAUCUGUCCAGCGUGGUGCAAGAAUUGGAUGUGUCGGAGCUUAGGAGAAAGGUACAUGUGGCAAGGAGCACAGGAGGUGCUGGUCCGAGUGCUGGUUUCCUAUGUAGAUUCUUCUACGAUGCGGAGCGGGAGAUCUUGCAAAAGCUCAAAGGGUGACGUAAACAUACGACAGGAGAAAUUGUUCUCGCCUUUGCGGGGGCAAUUGAAAAUUUAAGUGCCGACUCUUGCACGGACGGAG